AUAGCUGCGGCGCCUGGCGUCUCGCGGCGGGAAUAAAACGGAAGAGAUCAACCCAGCAACGCCGCCACCUCCAAUCUUCCUCCUCUCAAAACGCGAAGGCAUUGACGCCAUUUGGCGGCCACAGUAAAGCUCGCGCGCGGCCGGCGUACACCCCAGGCACAGGCAGGCAAGACGAUCAGGCAGCUUGCACGCGUACCUGCAGCAACGCAUUACCGGCCAGGACUGCUUCUUCUUCAACCUCCGUCCGGCACAGGCCUGCCUGCAUGAAACCCAGCAGCUCUAGCGGCGCGGAUCGAUCGACGGCGUGUGAACCCAGCGCCAUCCCUAUGAGCGCGCCGGCGACAACGGGGACGGACGGCGGACGCGGCGCCGGCACGACGCCGGAGGCGAUGGAGAGGGACGGCGGAAUCGGCGCGAGCGUGGCACCGUCGUCGGCGGAGAGGGACGCCAGCUGCGGCGACCGGUGCGGCGGCGACCGGUGCAUCGAGGUGAUGGAGGAGGACACGUGCUGCGUGCGGUACGUGUGCAUGGGGCCGAACCCGAUGAUGGCGCGGUACGUCUACGCGCUCAUCUUCCUCGUCACCAACCUGCUGGCCUGGACGGUCCGCGACUACGGCCACUCGGCGCUGGGCGAGCUCCGGCGGCUCAGGGGAUGCCAGGGCGCUCGCGACUGCCUGGGCGCCGAGGGCGUGCUGCGGAUCAGCCUGGGAUGCUUCCUCUUCUUCUUCGUCAUGUUCCUCUCCACGGCCCGGACCAGGAAGACGCACGACUGCCGCAACUCGUGGCACUCCGAGUGGUGGCCGGCCAAGAUCGCCCUCUGGAUGGCCCUCACCGCCGUCCCCUUCUUCGCGCCGUCGCCGCUCAUCCAGCUCUACGGGAAGGUGGCGCAUUUCGGAGCAGGGGCGUUUCUCGUGAUCCAGCUCAUCAGCGUCACGAGGUUCAUCACGUGGAUCAACGACUGCUGCCGCUCAGAAACGAACCUCAAGAGAUGCCACAUGCAGGUUCAAGUGGUGUCGAUCGUGGCAUACGUGGGCGCCCUCCUGGGGAUCGUGCUGAUGUACGUCUGGUACGCGCCCACUACCUCCUGCAAGCUCAAUAUCCUCUUCAUCACCGUCACUCUCGUGCUCGUGCAGCUCAUGACAUUCAUCUCAGUCAACUCCAAGGUGAAGGCAGGGUAUCUGGCACCGGGGCUCAUGGGGAUCUACGUCGUCUUCCUCUGCUGGUCGGCCAUCAGAAGUGAGCCGCACACCGAGAUUUGCAACAGGAAAGCAUCCGUCGCGACAAGCGCAGACUGGCUCAACAUCGCGAGUUUUGUGAUCGCGGUGAUCGUCGUUGUCGCGGCGACCUUCUCCACCGGAAUAGAUUCCAAGUGCCUUCAGUAUGUGCAGUUCAAGAGGACCGAGACCGAGUCCGAGGACGACGACAUCCCCUACGGGUUCGGCUUCUUCCACUUCGUGUUCGCCAUGGGUGCCAUGUACUUCGCCAUGCUCUUCCUCGGCUGGAACGCGCAUCAGAAGAUGGAGAAGUGGACGAUCGAUGUCGGCUGGGCGAGCGCGUGGGUGCGCAUUGGCAACGAGUGGCUAGCGGCCAUCGCAUACAUAUGGAUGAUAAUCUCUCCGAUCGUGUGGAAGAGCAGGCAGGUGGUGUCGUCGUCCACAUGUGCAUGAGUGAAUACUUUUCUCUCGCUCGUGCUAAUUAACUCUGAAAGUCUGAAGAAAAACAAAACAACAACAACAAAAAAUGCUUGCACAACAGCAAGGAAGAUGAGAAGGAUGCAUCGUGAUCAGAAAGUGGUGGUCACUUGUUUUUGCAUAACUGAAGGUAAAGGGAGAGGGGGAAAGGAAAGAGCCAAAUGUGUUCAUAUACAAGGCCAAUUUUGCCUGUGGCCGUGCAGAUAAAAGGCUACUAAUUCUUUUGGAGUUGAGUCGAUUGUAUAUUCUCACUCUGAAAAGAGAUUUAUGAAAGAACAAGCACGUUACAUAUAUGCUUGAGAAGAAUUCGAAUUUCAACAUACUACUAUACUAGAAAUUUCUGAGGGAUGCCGAAA
Messenger RNA from Lolium rigidum, 2047 nucleotides. RefSeq names its product probable serine incorporator. The record is from RefSeq and is a predicted model, not a curated record. Lineage: Eukaryota; Viridiplantae; Streptophyta; Magnoliopsida; Poales; Poaceae. Gene Ontology annotation, cellular component: membrane. The transcript is spliced from 10 exons. Bases 264 to 1667 code for a protein of 467 amino acids.